Molecule: messenger RNA, 4390 nt
Organism: Lymnaea stagnalis (great pond snail)
Lineage: Eukaryota; Metazoa; Mollusca; Gastropoda; Lymnaeidae
Source: the annotation of a GenBank genome assembly
ACAACGACUAUCCAGGUUCUACAAAAUUUAUUAGAUAAAUAAUGGGCAGGUCCACUGAUGCAACAUUUAACUGAAACUCGCACCCCUCCCCAUAAACAGCGACGAGACCAUGACCGGCAAUUCCUGCUGAUAUCAGCGAAAAACAAGUAUAAGAACGGCUUAUUCCCAGCAAAGAGAACCAGGGACUGGAACAACCUUUCGAAAGGUACAGUUGAGGCGACAACACUUGACACAUUUGCGUCUAUUGCCUUAGGCUUUCUAACCACCAGUGAAUGAUACCCUCACAAAGUAGCUCUUGCAACCAGUGAAAUAUCCUCAACACCAGGCACAGAAACAUUGCAAAUCCCCACCACAUACAUAGGAGCCAAAAUGAUCAAUACAUUGAUCGUGUGCCCUAAAUAUAUAGAAGAAGAAGAAGUAGGCUUGCUUAAAAAAAAUAUGUGUCCGAUUGUACUCAACUUCUCAGAUGAUUUACUCGGAUAACGUAAAACUGUGGUUCCCAAGGGCCACCAUCUUCGUUGCCACGACUCGUAAACAAAGGAGAUUGAAACCAGUAAAGAACUUUAAAUCAGCACGUAAAAGACGUCAUGACUGCUGUCUCCUUUGCACUGUUUGUUACGGAGCACUGUGACCUAAAUACACAUAUUUUCAUAAUUAAAGAUCUUGAUUGUUUUUUUAACAACCUGGGUAAAGAUAAGUUUACAAAAGCAGACAAAAUGUUAUAAAGCCGUCUCGAAAAAAUCUCGGCGUGAUGUUUAUGUAUGUCAAUUGGUUAUUGUACAGUUGCUUUUAGUUAGUAAUAAAAAUUAAAUAAUUAUCAGAAAAGAUUAUAACAGAGACUUAAACACGUACAAAUGCUAGCAUCGUCUACUGACAAAUGUAUGAAACCUUUUAAAACGUAAGAAGAGAGUGGUUGCUUAUAACUAACAAGAUGGUGAUGGGAUUACAUCACGUCUGCAAUUAUUAACGCUUUAAAUUGAGUUGAAAAUAUUGAAACAAUUACCCUAACACCGGCCUUUUUAAAUUUGUUAUUACAAUCAUGCAGUCAACAUCACACCAACGUUUUAUAACAUGGGACAAACAUGUUCUGUUUGGACAGGUAAUCUAAACUUGUCACACUCCACACGCCUUGUCCAUCCAGGGUGACCAGAUUUGAUGAAUAGCAUCCUUCACAUUCGCUGCUACAUGAUGCUACCUGACGCCGUGGUAUCUUAUGGAUUGAUGGCUCUGAUAUUUAUAUCCGGUAAGUCACUAAUGUCAAAUGUCAUGUAGCCAAAGUAUGCAAACCUUUCAUAAGCAAAUACGUUAUUCCCUCCAUCAUUGCAGAUGCAUACGGGGAGGACUGGGUUCAAGUUGAAGCAAUGAAAAUCAUACAUGGUGUAGAAGAGAACCCGCCUCGUCCAUUUUAAGAUCUAACGCUUGUCUGUAUAAUAUCUUAUCAUUACAGAUACUUGUCUAUACGCCAAUCCACGCGUUGUUGUCUUAGUGUAUACUCAUCCAGAAAAGAUCUGCUCAUCUGACGGAAAUGGUUUAGUGCAAAAUAUACACGGGAACACAUGAAUAAAGAUAAAGUGAUCAAAUGAACAUGACGCAGUGGCAAGCGUUAUAUGAUUACAUGCGUCCUUAAGAUAUCUUUGGUGGUUGAUCAGUGAUGUGUGAUAUUAUCUUGUAAUGUGUGAUAUUAUCUUGUGAUGUAUCAAAUAUCUACGCAAUGCUAUCCUCUUCGGAGAGUUGGUCUUGUAAUUUUCCUAGCUUCACUUUGAAGGAGUCCUCCACGUCCAAGGUAACAUGAUUGUGUAUCUUCUACCUUCACCUCAGAGUUGUCCUCCAAGCCCGAGUUGACGUAAUGGUGUAUCUUCAAGCUACACAGAAGAGACGACUUCGAAGUCUUAGGUGACGUAAUGGUGUCUCUUCUAGAUUGACCUCAGAGGAGUCCUCCAAGCCCGAGUUGACAUGAUGGUGUAUGACCAUAGCAGCAUUUUCUGGAUCACAGCAAUCUCUGAUAGUGUAGGGUCGCUGCUAUUAAAAAACAGCGGCAAAGAGAAUUUGUUUUAAAAAAGGAAGCAGAACUAUAUUUAACCUUGAGUAGGUAAAGGAACGAAUCCUGGAAUAAUAGGAAUUUCUUGCUAAUAACCAAAACGCACUUAACUCUUCAAGUAAAUAUGUUUCAUAUAAGAAAAUAUCUUAGAUAUAGUUUUUUUUUUAUAUAGCAGACGCAGAAAGUAUGACCUCAACAAAAUAUUUUGAAGCAAUACUUAUUGGUAGAAAGGCUUUAAUUUUGAAGACGAGUGUAGACACAUAAUGGUCCGUUUAUUGUACCUUGAGAAUCAACUUCUACUUGAUUGAAUUAGAUUCGGUUACACAUAUUAUGGAUAUCUUCAUUAAAUAGUAGAUUGACUCUUGUUUCGUUCUCACUGUAUUUUUUUAGGUGUCCACACUGAUGAAAAUGCCCCGCAGAUUGUUAAAAACUGCCUGGAGAGAAUUGACGCGUGCAACAAAAUUGCAACAACGGAUGAUGAGAUUAUGUAAGAAGAACUUAUUCAUUUGUGAACUUGCGCCCCAGUUAUCAAGCAUUAAUCUCAAAAGCUUUAAGUUUUUUGUAUUUUAAUUAGAUUCCACGUAUAACGUCACGUAGGAAGGUGAAGGAGACUGAGGAAGCACUCCCCGGCCCUGACGGGAAUGUUUUCUUUGUAUACGUUGGAAUAGUUUAGGACAUAUGCAGAGGUGCAAAGGGGGGGAGGAGAGGGCCCUACCCCCAAGCUAAGCAAGUGCAUGCAUUUGUGAAUAAAAGGUCCCAAGAAAUGUAAAAUUCUUGAGUGAGUACGUACUUCUGUUUGUAGGAGCAUUUUUUGCCAACCCAGCUCAAAACGAACGAUCAAUUAGUUGUGUUUCUGUUUUCAGACAGAAAAAACCGGAAAUAGUAGGGUGCUUUACGAGCUUUAAGUGCAGUGAUGGGAAAGAUGACCUUAGGGCGAAAGCUAUGCUGGAACUUGGAGAAAGGAUUGCACGUAAUUACGCUAAUUAUUAUAAUUGAUCUGUAAAAGGUUAAUGAUGGCUGAAAAAUAGUUAGAUUUUGGACCUUUGAAAUUGAUUCCACCUCUACUUUAAAUGUUAUGCCGUGCUCGUUACCAGAAGAAGAUGCUUGGUUUUCUGGUCUUCAUAAACUGUUUGUGAGACUUUUACGAUGAUGCCGGGUAAUGCAUUUGCAACGAUGGCAUGGCUCUGUUAGUCUGUACUUUCGCAACACCGAAGAAAUCUACAAGAGAAAGAGAGAAGUGUAGAGACGAAUGCAAUGCGACAACGCUUUUUUUUUGCUGCCUUUUCACGCGAACUUUUCGUGCGUUAAAUUUCACUGACAUCAUCCACACAUGUGGGACGUUCAACACUGGCUCCUUGAAACUCCUUGUGUUCUACUUCAGAAUAUGAUUCUCACACAUUUUUAAGCGUUCAACGUUGGUGAUAGAUUUUUUUUUUCCGCCUGAUUCGAAAAGGUUGUUCAGUUUCUAAAAUAUCUACACACUUUAAUUGACUGUCAAAAUUAAAUAUGUUGAUCCUUUUUCACCUGGACUAAUUCAACUACAAUGUACAAAUUACAAUAGUUAAAAUUAAAUCAGUAAAAUAUAAAUCGAUGUAUUAAAUUGCAAAAUUAGAUUUAAAAAAAUUAAAUACAUAUGUGCUUAAAACCAAGUUAACAAAGAGAAACAUUCAGUUGGUUUAAUGUAUGUUGCAGUGGCAGACUCUGAAGAUAUCCCAACUCAGUUGUUUUUCCCAAUUCCCGAUGUCACCGACAAGUCCUCAAACUUGGCAGUGAUCAUCAGCUUUUCCUACAAAACAUUGGUCGCCAGCACUGUUGCUGUGUUCCUCUUGGCUUAGAUGUGAAAGGACAAGGAACACCUGGAAACGCAAUUUUUUGAAGUGUUUAGAAAAAGAUAUUGAAAAAAAAAACACCAAAAAUUAUUAAAUAAGAAAGAACUUAAAUAUCAUUGUUGUAAAUAAUUUAUAUUUCAUUAGGUAACAAUUGUAACCUGAAUUAUAGAAUUUACUGAUAGAUUUUAAUUUUUCCUCCAAUGUAAGUUUUUAUCAAUAGGAAUAGAAAAGCAAUAGUAUUUUUUUCUUGGAUUAACGAGUAGAUGAAAGAAAUGAAAUGUAAUUGUAUUCUAAAUCAAAUAGGUUAAGGGAUUACUUAGAUAUUACAGGUAGUUUAAUUUUUUUUAAAAUAAUUUUUUUGUCUUUAAACAUAUUUUAAGAGAUUAAUUUUUUUUUUUAAAAUAGCUUUGCAAUGUAUUUAGAAAAUAACUUUUCUUUUCAUAAACAGUUUUUGAUAUUUAUUUAAGAAAACAUCAAAUUACUUACGACAAAAAAAAAUUGGAAAAAAAAACUAUCACUCAAA